Necator americanus (New World hookworm) is the source of this 390-nucleotide messenger RNA. RefSeq lists its product as uncharacterized. The record is from RefSeq and is a predicted model, not a curated record. NCBI's taxonomy places the organism in Eukaryota, Metazoa, Nematoda, Chromadorea, Rhabditida, Ancylostomatidae. Bases 1 to 390 code for a protein of 129 amino acids. The transcript has a single exon.
AUGACAUCCUACCUUCAGAAAGAAAGGAUCCCAGACCAGUGGAAGACCUCGCGAACCGUUCUUAUCCAUAAGAAAGGUGACCGAGAGGACCUUCGGAACUACCGUCCGAUAUGCUUGCUGAGCGUGUUGUACAAAGUAUUCACCAAGAUCAUCCUCACGCGCAUAUCUAGAGUGCUUGGUGAAGGCCAGCAUCAAGAACAAGCUGGAUUCCGUCAGGGGUUCAGCUGCUUGGACCACAUCCAGACCGUGUCGAGGGUCAUAGAGGUUUGCCGAGAAUACCUCCUGCCCUUUGUUCUAACCUUCGUCGACUAUAAGAAAGCCUUUGACAGCGUGAAACGAAUGCAAUACUGUCAGCGCUGGUCGACCAAGGUGUGGACGCGUCGCAUGUGA